AUUCGCUCCAUUAACGACCCCGAGCACCCCCUGACGCUGGAGGAGCUGAACGUCGUCGAGCAAGUGCGAGUGAAGGUGAACGACGCAGAAAGCACGGUGGCGGUGGAGUUCACCCCCACCAUUCCUCACUGCAGCAUGGCCACCUUAAUCGGCCUCUCCAUCAAAGUGAAACUGAUCAGGUCUCUCCCUGAGAGAUUUAAGCUGGAUGUUCAUAUAACACCAGGAACACACGUCUCUGAGCAUGCAGUUAAUAAACAGCUUGCUGAUAAAGAACGUGUAGCAGCUGCUUUGGAAAACUCUCACUUACUGGAAGUGGUGAAUCAGUGUUUGUCUGCUCGAUCCUAA
Messenger RNA from Nestor notabilis (Kea), 345 nucleotides. RefSeq names its product family with sequence similarity 96, member B (gene CIAO2B). The annotation marks the transcript as partial. The transcript is spliced from 4 exons. Gene Ontology annotation, cellular component: cytosolic [4Fe-4S] assembly targeting complex. The record is from RefSeq and is a predicted model, not a curated record. Lineage: Eukaryota; Metazoa; Chordata; Aves; Psittaciformes; Psittacidae. Gene Ontology annotation, biological process: iron-sulfur cluster assembly.